Mesorhabditis spiculigera is the source of this 1509-nucleotide messenger RNA. The record is from the annotation of a GenBank genome assembly. Lineage: Eukaryota; Metazoa; Nematoda; Chromadorea; Rhabditida; Rhabditidae.
AUGCUAAUUAAUCGAAGGAAAGCCUUACCCAUCCUCAUCAUCGCCGGAGUUUUCUCAAUUUUUCUCUUCAUCGAUUUUUCGAAAAAUCGAUCAGCCAGCAGAUCCAGGGGCUCGGCGACGAAUUUUGAUUCUGAAGCUUCAUUCCAACGGCUGGAAACCGCUUUCCGGAAACACUACCCCUUUACCCCAAAUGUCAGCCGUGAUUUCGGCUAUGAGGGCACCGACCUCGACAAGGCUUUUUAUGAAUUCCCGAUCCCGACGGCCGCCAUUUACGUCUACAAGGCUUAUUAUGAUUUGAGAGAUCCAGAAGGGCCGCGAAUUCGUGUCCUCAUCACUGCCAACUGCACGCUGAUGAACUCAAAUACCACCCGACUCGACUUGACGAUGGAUGGGAAGUCGAUCGGGAUCGGGUGGAAGAAGAUGACCAACGGAAUCGGUUGCAAAUCGGAGAGCUGCAAGUUUUGGCAUUACGAUAUAGCAUCCAAGGUUUAUGAGGGAAGAGUACCGGAUACGAUCACCUUCCACCGUAAUGAGUUCGCCGCCGAAAUCCCGGUCGAGCGAUCUCCAGCGAAAUAUACGGACGAUGUAUCGGCGUGUAUUGGAGCGUUGCAUUGGUACAACGAUUGGCCCCGUCUGAUCCUGUAUGUAGAAAUGGCUCGUCUAAACGGAAUCUCUCGUAUUCUUGUCACUUGGCAAUCGAUAUCAAAAGAAGUGAAGGCUGUCAUCGAUUAUUAUCAACAAAGAGGAAUUAUACAACCACAUCCAUGGCCAUUGUUGCCGUUUAACGAAAAGAGGGAUCCAAAUGCGAAUGUUUUCAUCGUCAGCCACAAUCUCUUCACACAACAUUGCAAUUUCUGGUCGAGGAGCAAGUAUACGUUUUUGAGCGACGUGGAUGAGUUGCUGUAUAUGAGAUACCACAACACGACGCUUUUUGACCUUCUGGAGACGUGGUAUCGGAAGAAAAGCGACAUCGCCGGCUUCAAGUUCAAGCAUACCCCAAUGGCAUUGAAAUUGGCGCCAGAACCCUUUGAUUACGACAAAUUUUUGGAGCUGGACGCGUUGCGGAAUCCAGUGCCAUAUCGGUAUUGGAGAUUCCCAAAGUCGAUUUGGUUGACCGAAGCAACGCGAAUCGCCUGGGUCCAUUACGCAAAGGAAUUUUUUGGGAAGCGCAAAAAUCAUGAUAUCCCGGCCGAGGAGGCCCUCUACUUCCAUUUGAGGGACACUUUUGAAAAUGCGAACACCACCGCCCUCUAUCCGGACGUGCAGCUUUUUAAAGAGGAUGAAAUCGAUGAGCGUCUGGUGGCGAUGGCAAACACGAUUCGGGAGAUAUUUCCGGACGGAACGCCAAAUUAUCGGGCGAAGAAACUGGCGGCGCCAAGGAAGGAAUGCCAGAAAAAACCAAUCGUAAAGGGGUGCCGCGACUCGGGCGUAAGCUGUUUCCCCACCCUCCGCAAGAUGGACGAGUGGAUUUUCGCGGUCCCCACACCGGAAAGCUUUUACAUACCUGUA